Fopius arisanus is the source of this 2869-nucleotide messenger RNA. Its product is annotated as hrp65 protein. The coding region runs from base 131 to 1900 and encodes 589 amino acids. The record is from RefSeq and is a predicted model, not a curated record. Gene Ontology annotation, cellular component: nucleus. Gene Ontology annotation, molecular function: RNA binding. Gene Ontology annotation, biological process: regulation of DNA-templated transcription. The transcript has 8 exons. Lineage: Eukaryota; Metazoa; Arthropoda; Insecta; Hymenoptera; Braconidae.
GGGCAGACGUCGAAGUGUGAGGAUCGUUCAUCCUCAUUCCGUGUAUAAUUCUCUGAACAACCGCGGACAUUGUGAAAAGUCUUAUCGCGUGGCGUCUAAUUGAUAAUUAUUCAUUUAUUAAAUCGUUGAGAUGGCGACGGAAAACGCGAAUAAACCGGAUUCAAAACCACCUCAGGAGAAUAGCAAUGAAAAUAAUAUGAGACUCGGUGGUGGCGGCCAAGGAGGUGGCGGAGGAGGUGGAGGCGGUGGAGGCGGUGGAGGUCAAGGAGGUGGAGGUCGUGGUGGUCGUGGAAGAAAAAAUUCACGAUUUUCUGGUGGUCGUGGUGGUGGCCAGGGAGGUGGUGGACCCCGCAAUGAUAUGCAGAUAAAAAUGAGUGAGUCUAUGAUGGAGGGGAACAUGAUGGACUCCAGCAUGAUGCAGGAUAACAAGGAAAGAAUGGGAGGAAAUAGCGGACCCAUGGGGGGACGUGGUGGUAUGCGAGGAGGCGGACGUGGUGGCCGUGGAGGUGGUGGAGACAGGGGAAUGCCUAAUCGAUCUCAAGACGACCGAAUAAUGGAAAAAAUCAUGAGUCUCAAUGGACCGACCUAUGAUCUUCCCGCUCAGGACACAACAGAGAAGAAAUUCAGCGGGAGAAAUCGUCUCUACGUGGGAAAUCUCACUAAUGACAUUACUGAGGAAGAGAUCAGCAAUUUAUUCACCCCAUUCGGAGAGAUCUCGGAAUUAUUCGUCAACAAGGAGAAGAAUUUCGCUUUUCUGCGGAUGGAUUAUCGAGCAAAUGCAGAGAAAGCAAAACACGAAUUGGACGGUAUGAAGAGAGGGGCACGAGCGAUGAAAGUGAGAUUUGCUCCGCACUCUUCAGCGAUCAAAGUGAAAAAUUUAACGCCACAUGUAUCAAAUGAACUCCUGGAGAAAUCAUUCAGUGUUUUUGGUGACGUCGAGAGGGCUAUUGUGGUAGUCGACGACCGGGGACGUCCCACCGGUGAAGGCAUCGUGGAAUACACAAAAAAACCAUCAGCCCAGAAUGCCAUUCGUAAAUGUACGGAGGGCUGUUACUUCCUCACUGCAUCACUGCGACCAGUUGUGGUGGAGCUGUUUGAACAGCAGGACGACGUCGACGGGUAUCCAGAUAAAAAUAUUCAAAAGAAACCAGAAUUUUAUGAGGCCCGGGAGGUCGGUCCACGUUUCGCUCAAAUUGGUAGCUUUGAGCAUGAGUAUGGCACUCGGUGGAAACAGCUCCACGAAUUGUACAAACAGAAAGAUGAAGCUCUCAAGAGAGAGAUGACCAUGGAGGAGGAGAAACUCGAGGCACAGAUGGAGUUCGCAAGAUACGAACAUGAAACUGAAUUACUUCGUGAACAAUUGAGGAUGAGGGAGGCUGAUCGUGAACGCCAGAAACGUGAAUGGGAAAUGAAGGAACGCCAUGCUGAGGAACAGAGAUCUCGCGAGGAGGAAGUGAGGAGACGUCAGCAGGAGGAGAUGACACUUCGUAUUCACAGACAAGAGGAGGAAUUACACAGACGUCAGCAGGAGAAUAAUUUGUUCAUGCAGGAACAAGCAAUGAGAGGAAGUGUCAACAAAAACUACGAUGGCGGUCAAAAUAAUGAUCGUGAAGGUUACAAUGGUCCAGACGGUGGAAACAACUUGCCAGUGGAUCCAAAAUCAUUCAUGGAUGCAUAUAACAAUAUGGACCGCGGUACUCGCGGUGGGGGUUACAAUGACGACCGUGGUGGACCGAUAAUGGAUUUGAUGGAUAUGAGGGUUGAGAUGGGCAACUUGGGUAAUAAUCGUGGAAACAGUGGUGGUGGAGGUGGAGGAGGUGGUGUUGGUGGUGGUCGUUGGCAAGGGGCUAACGACAGAAACCGCCAGGAAGAUUUUCCUAACAAAAGGAGACGCUACUGAAAUCAUUAGUAUUUUUUAUUGUAAUUCUUAAUCCGACGUAAAUAGCCAAACUCAAUCCCUCACACCAACUAUACAAAUUUUCCAUGAUUUUAAUCAGUCAAACUUUAACUCAAUCAUUUAAAUUCGUUAGAGAACAGUAAUGUGCAUUUUUUUUCCCUUUCUCAUUAAUUAUCAACGACAGAUUAUUCUAAUCCUCUGACCAUCGGCAAAACUCAAGGAAAACACUGACUAUUUCUGCUUUCGUGUGAAGUACAUUUCUAUUAUCAUUUCAGUAUCCUUUCGCACAAUGAAAGCAUAUAUUUAGGAUAUAUACGUAUUCAAGAUUAUUAUUAAUUGUAUUAUUUACAAUUAUUUAUAAUGAACUAGAGUUGCCUAUACACGACUAAAUAUCUACCACGAAUUUUCACUGAUUAUUUGGGCUCCCAUUAUUUUCUCGGUUUAUCAUUAAAUAGAUCUUUCAGUUUUUUUUUCCUUUCUCAGAUUUAUUGAGAACAUUUCCGUAAAUAUAAUCGCUAGGCUUUCCACGUCGGUCCAUCUCAACUGAUUUUUCUCAUGCAAAUUGAUUGAGCGAAUUAUUUCGUCAUUUUUCUCUUACGUAAAUUCACUGAAAUGAUCAAAUUAUUCGAUGUAUUUAAGAUACUAAGGUAUUUGUCUGCGUAAUAUUUAAAAUAAGUGAUAUGAGGUUGCAGUUGAGCGUUAUUUUUUCCGAGGUGAAAUGUACCAUUGCAUAUGUGCAUUGAUAUCCUCUAUGGAUCUGCAAUGACAUAUGGAUAUGACAGAUGUAUUGACAUUCAUAAAAAUCAAUCCCAGGUUUUCUUUAUUCCUAUUUCAUAAUCGAAUAUAGAAGCCUUAAAUGGGAAUGUUGAUUCUAUUGGUCAACAUUCGUUAAUGUCUGUAUGUGUGAAGUAUCUUAAUCAUCUAGUAUAAUUUUUAUUAAUAAACAUUUUGAAAAGCAUUCGUUCACUUGAA